Tachysurus vachellii is the source of this 2718-nucleotide messenger RNA. RefSeq lists its product as uncharacterized. The record is from RefSeq and is a predicted model, not a curated record. The transcript has 5 exons. NCBI's taxonomy places the organism in Eukaryota, Metazoa, Chordata, Actinopteri, Siluriformes, Bagridae. The coding region runs from base 149 to 1276 and encodes 375 amino acids.
UGCAUUAGCACCAUCUGUGGGUCUUGUUGGCGUUGUAGGACACCUGUUUCUUGUUUUUUUUUUUCUUCACAAUUACAAUCUCUCAAUGAUAAGCUCCGUUUAGCUCAGCUCUCAGUGUUCAGAGAGGAAAGGAGGUUAUUGUUACACCAUGUCUGCCUCACAGAACUCAUGUGAAACCCAUAAGACCAGCAUUGACUGCAGCACUAAUGGAGGUAUAGCACAGGAGAACUCAGACGGUGCUGAUGAUCAGUCUUUAUCGGUUUCACGGUUACUUUUAGUUAGGAAAAAGAAAAUAGUCCUUCAUAUUGAUCUGAACAACACAAUCCUGGUUUCUGAUGCUGUUACAAAACAAGGGACUGUAGCUGCUCUUGAGUAUUUUUUGUCCACUGUGACCUGGGGACGGAUGUCAAAAGGAAAAUGGGAGUGGAUGUGUGAGUCUCCAUCUCUCCUCCCACCAUGCAAGGAUGCUGUGAGUUACUACUCUCAGUUUGGUAGAGUAGUAGGUUUCACCACUGUUGGGCCGGGCAGGCGUUUCCGGAAGGUUCUUGAGGAGCAUCUCAACCUGCUGCGGUGGCCUUCUGACCUGCCUGCACACAAGGAGCUUUCUGUAAAAGGAGAAGAUGGAAAGCUGUACCACUGGAUUCUGCCCUCUUUCUUCCAGCUCUUGCAGGAUCUGGCCUCACAAGGGAUUGAGUUUUCUAUCUUCUUCCGUACGUUCGGCACAGACCUUCCACGUCUGUUAAAGGUCGUUCGACAGGUCCUUGAGCACGGAACCCAUCCACUCUUCUCUGUACUUCCAGAGCUGAAGCUAAGCGUGGACACAACACCAGGGCAGAUCAGAUGCAACACGAAGGGUGUGAUUCUGAUUCACGGAGAUUUGCGCAUAUCCACACAGGACGGGGAACGCAAUCUGUACAGAUUCUUAAGCUCCUCACAGGGUCUGGGUGGCUUCCAGGACCAAUUCAACUGGUGGGCACAAAACACAUACUCCAUUAUGGGAGGAAAGCCAAUGUGGAUCGACCCAUUUGACUCCACAAUCCAACACAUCUUUAUAGAUGACAACAUCCGCCAAAACAACGAUGACACUAUUGUGCACCCUAAGGUAUUUCUGGAUCCUGAGAGCUCAGAGACCCGCACAGCCUCCACUUCAGAACUCUAUGACCUGUGUCUGAUUCAGACAGACCUCCUCAGGGCCAUUUCUGAACCCAGCUACUUCACCGAGCGUAUUCUGAUCUGCAUGGAGAACUAUGAGAAGAACCUUAGACAGCAACUCUGAUAAAUUGCACAUAUUUCCUUCCAGGAGAAUCAGUACUGAGUUCACCUGAAUGUUAUGCACUAAACAAAUUUGAUUUAUUAACAAUUCUGGAAGAAUCAUCUUCAUGCAUUCAUCAUACAGUCAUGCAUUAGGGCAUGUUUUCAUUAUUGAAAAGCUCUGUAUAUCUAUUGGUUAAAGGUGCUCAUAUCUGCUAAUGAUCACUGACGUGCAUUAGCACCAUCUGUGGGUCACUUUAAAAAAAACAACGUUGCUGAAAAACUGUGAACGCCUAUUCACAUUUUAAUUCCCCAAUAGUAGAAAGUCUCCAGAUGGAGAGCACCUUUUGUCCACUAACUUUAGUUUAUAACACAAACAUGGUUUCAACACAGUGCACGAGGUCAGUUGGGACAAAACAGUAGACACACACACUAGCAGCUAAAACCUGAAAUGCAGAAAUUAAAUUUGCAUUCACUGAGUAGUUUAUUUAUUUAGGAACAACAGUACAACUAUUUAUUCGUGCAGUUAUCUGUUUAGACAGUCAUGUGGCAGCAAUGUAGAAAAAUGUGCAGAGACAGACCAGCAGCUUCAGGUAAUUUUCACAUCAGUCGUCAGACAGGUGGGGAGGGAAGUGAUUGUUUUUGCCAAAUGGGUUGGUUUGAGUUUUUCAGUAACUGCUGGAAUCCUCUUUUUUUCUAUUUGGGAUUUGGUAGAAUGGGAGAUACGGAGCAUUAAAAUACACCUGAACAAUCUGCAGGAAUUUCUUGACAUAUUAGCAUAAAAAUAUAGUUCCUAAUAAAUGCUCAGGGGGUGUAUAUGAGUGUAUACCCACAGAACACAGAGACGUAAUUCUGAUAACAGGGGCAUAAGGGAAAACCUAGACAGAAUACUGCUGUGAGAGACAGCAGAAGAGAAAAUAUAGAAGCGAUAUUAGCUUGUAGAUUCAAGCACCAAAAUAAAUAAUGCAAGAUUUUAAUCAUCUUCUCUUUAGAGAAGCUUUUCCUGCCAUUAUAUUGCUCAGGGAUUAGGUUACUGGAUAUUAUUGUAGGCUUGGUACAUUAUAUUUACAUUUGAUCAUAAUGAACAUUCAUGAAUUUUUGGACUGUUUUACAGACAACAGUACAUUGGGUUUUACACAUGGCUAGAAAAUGGUACAUUGUAGUAUUUUGAGCAACUGUAUUGUUAAUUGCUUUGUUUAGAAAUACAUGUAUUUAUUUUCUUAUUUCGGUUGCUCCCUGUACAUAUGUUACCCAUUUGAAACGUUUGGGGGUAAAAUAAUGGUAAUGAAGGGUGCAUUACUUAUGCUACUGAACUUAGACAUGGCAUUAUAAUUACUUAUGUAUUUACUUAUUUUCAUUUUAUAUUGGUGAUAUAAAUGCUAUUGAAUAUUCAUUAUUUUUAAGGUUUUAGAGGUUAUUAUUGUUGUUUGCUUUUCUCCCUGUUAUUAAACUUAUCUGAAUAACUAA